AUGGCCACCGCAACUUCCCAAGCUGCCAUUUCAUGGAGCCAAGCGACCAAAACGCGCAAGAGCAUCCAGAAGCGCCUCGAACGGCUGCAGGCUGACGUUGGCUCGGGCGUUGACCUGUCCCACUUCGAGACCAUCGACAGCCUUUUGGAAAAAUUUCGCCUUGGCUGCGUCCAAGCCAUCUUCUCCGACGUCAAAUAUGCGGCCAAGGCCGGCACCGAAGAAGCUCUCUGGGAUAUGCACGUCGCCAUCAACGCCGAGUAUCGUCGCGUUCUCAAGCGACCCAAGAACAACGCGCAUGUCGUCGAGCGACGCAAGGCCGACAAGAUGUACCACAACUUCCUGCGCAUCGCGCAGAAGUUCUACAUCGGAUACGUCCAACGGCUCUCGGCUCGCUACGACAUCCCCGAGCUCAAACGCGUCGCCUACGGUAUCGACGCACGGCAGAUUGCUUCCGCCGACAGCAUCAGCCCCGUUCCUUCAGACCUCGGCCAUCUGGUGCUAGACUCUUGCCAUUCUACCCUUCUGCACCUGGGAGAUCUCGCCCGUUACAGGACCCAGGCGAAGCACAGACCCUCGGGAUAUGACAUGGCCCUCACCUACUACGGCCUGGCUCGCCACCUAAUGCCGCGAUCCGGUUUCGCUUUCCACCAGAUUGGCAUCGUCCACCUCGACAGCGGAAAUCACCUGGACGUGGUGUACAACUUUUAUCGAUCCCGUGCCGCCGAGGUUCCUCAUCCGAACGCGAAGUCGAAUCUCGAGGCCGAAUUUAGGACCCUGCGACGGCCCAACUCGGACAAGAACCGGCCCAAGUCGUCGACUCCGGAUCCUCUCGGCACCUGGUUCAUCAAGCUCCAUGCCCGCUUCUACCAAGGCGAGCCCUUCUCCCAGCAGGCCGAGCUCGAGGAAGAGAUUAUGCAUAGGCUGGAGAUGGCAUGCCGAAUUCCAACCUCGGCCGACAUGCUGCUCAAGAUGGCCCUCAUCAAUAUUUCCGCCUACGAGAUUGCAUCGUCCCUUUUUGCCGAGUCGAUGAAUGAAUCCGCUUCACGCUCCAGCCAAUUUGCCUUGCGCUUCAACGCUCGCUUCCUGUCGACGCUUUGCCGCGUUCUCGACUCUGAACUUCGUCAAGCCAUCUCCGACAAGGAGGAGCCUUCUUCCGAAUCCGCCGUGGUCGAGCUUCCGAACGUUGUUGUAUGCCUUUUGCCCACCCUACGCGUCUACUGUAUCUGGCUUGGCACUCGACAACAGGAGCUCUUUGCUGCCGCUGACGCCUUUGGUGCCGUCGUUCCGACCUUGGCGCAGAGACUUACCGACGUCUUCACACUUCUCUGUGAGAUCACCUACGGCCGACAGAACCUGACACUAUGUCCCUACUUGCUCCCUGAGGAUCUGGAAAUCCGCGGCGUGCGUCCUUUGGCCGGCGAGCAGGUCCCUGAACGCUGCAGAGUGUUCUGCGACAAUGCCGGCGCCCUGAAGCCCUAUCUUCAUGACCCCUCGCAGCGCAUGGACCAAGAGGACUUUGCCAGGGUGUUGGACGUCCUUUGCUGUGCGUACUUCUUGGCCGAAGACUGUCCAUCCCCUAUUGUAUGCCGCGCCGGGAAGGAUCGUUUGAUAUUUGAGUACAAGCCCGGUAUGACGGCUGUUGCCUCGCAAUCCCAUUCGACAACGGCAGUUCUGGCUGAAAAUUUGCCAGUCAACAAAACACCAGAAUCCCGACAGCCUCAAGCGCGAACAUCAAACGCGUUGGAUCGUUGCAACACCAUGGCCGAGCAUUCUGCCACGGAUUCUGAUCAAGGCCCAGCCACCGAAGAUCAUGCCGAGAUGACAGUGAUGGCUAUGCUGACCCCUUUUCUCAAGCCCCCAACACCGCAGCCUGGGCAUCACACACGUUCCCCUUCGGAAUCGUCUUACGGAAUGCACACCAAUACCGCCAACGAUGUUUUCGCUUCUGCGCCAGGAUACGCGACCCCAAAAACCAUGGCUCUCUCGGGUCUAAUUGCACCUUACCCUUGGGCCUGGAACGACAUGCCCAAGCCUGACCUGCAUCAGGAGGCAGCAGCCUCCGCGGGUAAGGCCUUCAUCCGAGCCAACCCUAAUAGCUCUUUAAGGGAGUCGAUGCCUGCCGGGUUUGCCACAAACGAUGAUCCCUUUGUGACUCGAACAUCGGCGGAUCCCAUUCUCACUGCUGGAUCCAACUUUGGGCUCGAUGUAUAUCCCACUUGGGCCGGGGAGAACGCUCAGAGAGGGCAGUUGCCACAAUCCCCGGCAGUCAACAGAAUCGCGAGUAAAUCACCUUUCACCUCGGGCCUUGGGAGUUCGUCAAUGGCGGGAUGGAAUCAGGUGCAAGGCCAACCUCAAUGGUCACCACGGGAAUAUGACCAGGCAGUGGCGUCGUCCGGCACCACUUACUUUUCUCACCCGAGUAGCCUCUAUCAGGGCACCCCCAACAACCUUGGUCAUGGCCUGUCGGAAAAUGGACAUUCUGGAAGUGACCAAUACCACAAUGCAACCAACGACAUGAAUAGCUCGUUACACCUGAGCCAAGCUCAUACGAGCGAGUCAGCCUUGGCCUACGACGGUUCCGUCUUUCGUAGAGCUCAGGCGGAAUCAGCCUUGUGCACCUGGCUCCUUUUCUAUUUUGAGCAAGGCACUCCCCAGGUCGAGACUUUGCAAGGGUUGUGCCAGUACGAGUUUGCAAAUGCCGUAGAGUACGGUUUGCCCUCAUUACGAUUUACUGCAACGCCAACUGCAACGCCAUCGUGCGUCGCCUCGGCCAACGCGCAAACCUUGCCGCGAGAGACACCAAUUCGCCGAAAUGUCCCGUUCUGGUAA
Molecule: messenger RNA, 2829 nt
Organism: Drechmeria coniospora
Lineage: Eukaryota; Fungi; Ascomycota; Sordariomycetes; Hypocreales; Ophiocordycipitaceae
Product: Telomerase activating protein Est1
Exons: 4
Coding region: 1-2829 (942 amino acids)
Biological process (GO): nuclear-transcribed mRNA catabolic process, nonsense-mediated decay
Cellular component (GO): telomerase holoenzyme complex
Molecular function (GO): protein binding; telomeric repeat DNA binding; telomerase RNA binding
Source: RefSeq, a predicted model, not a curated record